Phragmites australis (common reed) is the source of this 562-nucleotide messenger RNA. Its product is annotated as cytochrome c oxidase subunit 6b-2-like. The record is from RefSeq and is a predicted model, not a curated record. Bases 189 to 449 code for a protein of 86 amino acids. The transcript has 4 exons. Gene Ontology annotation, cellular component: respiratory chain complex IV; mitochondrion. NCBI's taxonomy places the organism in Eukaryota, Viridiplantae, Streptophyta, Magnoliopsida, Poales, Poaceae.
CUAUUAUACGCAAGUAAACGGCCGGCCAGAGUGUCACUCAAAGUCGACGGCAACGAAAUACGGCUCACCGGCGCCGUAUAAUAGACUGUCUCGAUGAACAUUCCACGCGUAUGUUCAGCCUACGUACGCAUAGGUAGUAGCAGAGCUAAGUAAAAAGGCAGCGCCUGCACUUCUGUUCUAGCUCGUCUAUGGCCGAUCACCCUCCGAUGCCCGACAAACCGAGCGUCAAGGUGGAGACGACGCCGGGCGACUGGCGGUUCCCGUCGGCGAACCAAACCAAGCGCUGCUUCACAUGCUACAUCGAGUACAACAGGUGCAUCGCGGCCAAGGGUGAAGGCUCCGAGGAGUGCACCAAGUUCGCCAAAUGCUACAGGUCACUUUGCCCCGGUGAAUGGAUCGAGAAAUGGAAGGAGCAGAGGGCAAACGGCACUUUUUCUGGUCCUCUCUGAUCUUGUCAUGAUCCCCUCUGAAUUUCGAUCAAAUACGCAUGCAGGCAGCAGCUCUCUCUAUGUAGCCUACAGCAAACAGUAAUAGCCGCAAGCUUUUCACAUUCGCUUCGUAA